UUAGAGAGAACCAAACAUGUUACUCACCAAUGCAUACAAUUAUACUGAUUCUCAACAAAUCUGAUGGUAAUCUAAGCCGCAGAUGAAGGUUGCCAGCCAUGUAGCAGAACUGAUCUAAGUAUUGGGAGAGAUUUUUCUAUUCUUUUCAGCUUGCCCGCUUCGCCAUGGCCUCUGAGGUGCUGGCAGGAUCUGAGGAACCCCAGCAAUCGGCCCACAGGGAAAGCAUGGAGACAGAUGUGCGCAAACUCCCGGCGGCGAAGCAGCAAGCCCCUGAUAACACCAGGAAAAGUGACCUUUCGGCACUGUGCAUUACCCCUCCUCCUGAACUACUGGGAGAGGUUUUGAAGGAACACUAUGACUACCUACCAAACCAGUCCUCCAUCAACAGGAUGAAGAGACACUCAUCAGGACACUACCUGUGUAUAGAGAAUUUUCAGGAUAUUCUGGAAAGGAGACAUGCAGCCAAUGCCAAGGAAAGGGAGCGGAUCAGAAAUAUCAAUAGUGGUUUUUCCAAGUUGAAGACUAUUGUGCCGCUCAUCCCCAAAGAUCGAAAACCAAGCAAAGUGGACACACUGAAAGCGGCAACAGAAUACAUAAGACUUCUACAUGAUAUCCUGGUUGAAACUGGAGGUUUUGAGAAAAUAGAAGAUGUUCCUGACCUAGAAACCCCUGAAAGAUACAUGGGCCCAAUUCCUAUGAGAUGUGACUUUAUGGGCCCUACCGGAAUGCCAUUUAUGGUUAAAACUGAAGACCCAAUGGGCUUGUGGAGGGCAGCGGGAAUGUUUCCUGGAUACCUGGGUUUCUUACAGAUUAACAAGAGUGGCAAAGUGGCAUUUCAGAGUGGUCAUUAAACCUACUGCUGCCUCUCCAGACACCGUACAAUCUUCUGCAAUUCGGCCAUGAGUAUUGACACCUUGGAUGUUUCAAGCCUUCUCAUACACAACAAGCUACAUUUCUGGACCAGAAUUCAAGAACUACUGUACUUGCGUUGGCGUGUCUUCAGCAUUGUUAUAUUUUCAGUUAUGGAUGAAUCCGCUCUAAUGUGUGUUUUUUUGUGUUUGUUUUUUUUGUGAUGCACUUUUGCUCUUUCACAUAUUUAUGUUGCAUUAAAUAGUAAUUUGUAGAGUAUCCACUAGAGGGAGCUAAUACAAUAUUUUUACAAGCCUUCAGCUUUAAAGAUAACAAAUGGGCUGCUUGGUGAGUGCUGUGUUUUGUGACCUGACCAACUCUGU
Rana temporaria (common frog) is the source of this 1232-nucleotide messenger RNA. It is a transcript of the gene FIGLA, whose product is annotated as folliculogenesis specific bHLH transcription factor. Lineage: Eukaryota; Metazoa; Chordata; Amphibia; Anura; Ranidae. Gene Ontology annotation, molecular function: DNA-binding transcription factor activity, RNA polymerase II-specific; protein dimerization activity; RNA polymerase II transcription regulatory region sequence-specific DNA binding. The record is from RefSeq and is a predicted model, not a curated record. The transcript is spliced from 7 exons. Gene Ontology annotation, biological process: developmental process; regulation of transcription by RNA polymerase II. Bases 165 to 851 code for a protein of 228 amino acids.